CAUGACGCAUAUUCUUCAUCUUUGUCAGUGUUGUGUUUCUUAUUUGGUUAUACUUGUCGCCUCAAUACUUUUUGUUUUCAAAAUGCAAGUUUGGAUCUUACUUGUUUGUUGUUUCAAUUUGAUAUAUGCGUUACAUAAUGAGAAUGUAACCGAAUCUAUGUUAUCACUGCAAAAUUAUACUUCAAGAAAUGUUUAUCGACCAGUGUCCGUAAAUUCAAGGCGAAAACCUUCUUCAACACUAGAUGAAUUAUUCGAUCUCAACACAUUUUUCACAUGCUACGUCAUUAUUAUAUUUCUUUCUCUGAUAUUUUUAUUCAUCAUGAUGAGCAUUUAUACUGAUGUACUUCUAACAGCGUUGUCAGCCAAACUCAAACUUUGGUGGAGACAGGUGGCAAUUUUAUUCAGCAAGUGUAGAAAAUAAAUGUAU
Molecule: messenger RNA, 427 nt
Organism: Caenorhabditis elegans
Lineage: Eukaryota; Metazoa; Nematoda; Chromadorea; Rhabditida; Rhabditidae
Gene: F54F7.14
Exons: 2
Coding region: 2-421 (139 amino acids)
Source: RefSeq, marked reviewed